Messenger RNA from Lontra canadensis (Northern American river otter), 1943 nucleotides. It is a transcript of the gene ENTPD5, whose product is annotated as ectonucleoside triphosphate diphosphohydrolase 5 (inactive). The coding region runs from base 290 to 1576 and encodes 428 amino acids. Lineage: Eukaryota; Metazoa; Chordata; Mammalia; Carnivora; Mustelidae. The transcript is spliced from 16 exons. Gene Ontology annotation, biological process: nucleoside diphosphate catabolic process. Gene Ontology annotation, molecular function: UDP phosphatase activity; GDP phosphatase activity. The record is from RefSeq and is a predicted model, not a curated record. Gene Ontology annotation, cellular component: membrane.
CGUUUGUAUAGUUCCCGGUCAACAUAGAAAUGUGGAGUAUCUUGGCUGAAUCCUCAUGCAGACAAGGUCGUUAUGGUCCUCGUUGAAAAAAUGGCACAUUAGUUGAAGGAAACAAAGGGGAAUGCCCAGAAGAAAAAGAAAAUAUUGUUAUUUAGAUUGAUCUACAUGACUGGCCUGUUUGCUGUGAAAGAAGAGUCAGCCAAAGGGAGUGAUUUAAAAUCCACUGCAGGUGAAUGACCAGUACUGCUUCUGUAACAAAAGCCUGGACUCACCACAUCUUGAGAAGAGAAUGGCCACUACCUGGGGGGCAGCCUUUUUGAUGCUGGUGGCAUCCUGUGUUUGCAGCACUGUCUUCCACAGAGACCAGCAGACUUGGUUUGAGGGUGUCUUCCUGUCUUCCAUGUGCCCCAUCAAUGUCAGUGCCAGCACAUUGUAUGGAAUUAUGUUUGAUGCAGGGAGCACUGGAACACGAAUUCAUGUUUACACCUUUGUGCAGAAAAUACCAGGACAGCUUCCAAUUCUGGAAGGGGAAAUCUUUGAAUCUGUGAAGCCAGGACUUUCUGCUUUUGUAGAUCAACCAAAGCAGGGUGCUGAGACUGUUCAAGGACUCCUAGAGGUGGCGAAAGACUCAAUCCCCCGAAGUCACUGGAAAAGAACCCCAGUGGUCCUGAAGGCAACAGCGGGACUGCGCUUACUGCCUGAACAGAAAGCCCAGGCUCUGCUUUUUGAGGUAAGAGAAAUCUUCAAGAAGUCACCUUUCCUGGUACCAGAUGACAGUGUUAGCAUCAUGGAUGGAUCUUAUGAAGGCAUCUUAGCUUGGGUUACUGUGAAUUUUCUGACAGGUCAGCUGCAUGGCCACAGCCGGGAGACUGUGGGGACCCUGGACCUGGGGGGGGCCUCCACCCAAAUUACGUUCCUACCCCAGUUUGAGAAAACCCUGGAACAAACCCCUAGCGGCUACCUCACUUCAUUUGAAAUGUUUAACAGCACUUAUAAGCUCUAUACACACAGUUACUUGGGAUUUGGAUUGAAAGCUGCAAGACUCGCAACCCUGGGAGCCCUGGAAACAGAAGGGAUUGAUGGACACACUUUCCGAAGUGCCUGUCUACCAAGAUGGCUGGAAGCAGAGUGGAUCUUUGGGGGUGUGAAAUACCAGUAUGGUGGCAACAAAGAAGGGGAGAUGGGCUUCGAGCCCUGCUAUGCUGAAGUGCUGAGGGUGGUCCAAGGAAAACUUCACCAGCCAGACGAGGUCCGGAAGAGCUCCUUUUAUGCUUUCUCUUACUAUUACGAUCGUGCUGUGGACACAGACAUGAUUGAUUAUGAAACGGGGGGUGUUUUAAAAGUUGAAGAUUUUGAAAGAAAAGCAAGGGAAGUGUGUGAUAACUUGGAAAACUUCACCUCGGGCAGUCCGUUCCUGUGCAUGGAUCUCAGUUACAUCACAGCCCUGUUGAAGGACGGCUUUGGCUUUGUAGACAGCACCGUCUUACAGCUCUCAAAGAAAGUGAACAACAUAGAGACAGGCUGGGCCUUGGGGGCCACCUUCCACCUGCUGCAGUCCCUGGGCAUCUCCCACUGAGGCCAAGCCCUUCUUCUGAGGACUGCAUUCUCCAACAGCCUUUCUAAAAGUAGGAGAAAGGACUCAGUCGUGUUCUGAGCCAGUCUGAGGAUCACCUGGCCUGAAGCCCCGAAGCUGGAUUCAUCAGGUAGAAGGGGCUUUUGGACGCAAGUCUUGCCCUUGAGUCUAGAGAUUUGGGACUCAUUAAUUUUAUACAUUUAAGGUGAACUGUUGACCUAACCACUCUGCUUGCACAGCUGGCACCAGAAUCUAAAGCUUUGAGAUUCUUCGUGUGUCACAAAGCCAAAAGGAAGCGCUUUGGAACUUAACCUUGGAGAGCCUAGGGACAGGUCCUUGGGAACCAAAGAAAAAUCUCAUUUCAGCCCUU